AUGCAGAAGACGUUCUGGCUCCUCACCACCUCACUGGCUUUAGGGCUCAGCAGUGCCCCAGAGGUGCACCCAAAAGCAAGGGAAAACCGUGGGUUUCUAGCCAUCACAAUGUCAUCAUCAUGCUUACAACGGAUGUGUUGCUUUGACCCAUCCAUCCCGAAUGUGCCCUGGUGCUUCAGACCUGUCUCCAGGCGAGCAAUGAAUCUCAAAGUGAUCUGUGCGCUCUCCGUCAUCCUCAUCGUAUCCCUCAGCACCUUCGCAGAGGGAAAGAUGUUACCAACAAAGUGCCAGUGUAAAAUGGCCCCCAGCGAGCGGAAGAACUGCGGUUACCCGGGAAUCUCACUAGCGGAAUGCAGCAAAGCUGGGUGCUGCUUCAAUGAUUCAGUCGCCGGCGUUCCCUGGUGCUUUGCUCCUAAGCCAAAGAAAGUGAAGAAAGUAUGUCCCAACAAUCCCCAUGCCAGAGCAAACUGCGGCUUCCCCGGCAUCUCGGCUGAGGCCUGCGAAAGGAAGGGGUGCUGCUUCAAAGCACAACCCGCUGGUGUCCCCUGGUGCUUCUACCCCCACAUGGUGGAGGAAGCUUGUUAA
Messenger RNA from Haliaeetus leucocephalus (bald eagle), 585 nucleotides. Its product is annotated as trefoil factor 2-like. Gene Ontology annotation, biological process: maintenance of gastrointestinal epithelium. NCBI's taxonomy places the organism in Eukaryota, Metazoa, Chordata, Aves, Accipitriformes, Accipitridae. Bases 1 to 585 code for a protein of 194 amino acids. The record is from RefSeq and is a predicted model, not a curated record. The transcript is spliced from 6 exons.